Molecule: messenger RNA, 1518 nt
Organism: Phaedon cochleariae (mustard beetle)
Lineage: Eukaryota; Metazoa; Arthropoda; Insecta; Coleoptera; Chrysomelidae
Source: the annotation of a GenBank genome assembly
AUGUCAUAUAUAAUCACACCAGAUAUAGUGCGAUAUGCUUGUACCUGUGGCUUACUAAAACCUAUAUCUAACUUGUACUUUUGUAGAUACUGUACUCAACUAAGGUGCAGUUUCUGUGUCUGUCAUGAGGUGGACACCAAUUUUUGUGGAAAAUGUUCUGAAAACAUCCCAUCAUCUGAGGCUAGAGUCAAGAAAAACAGAUGUGGCAACUGCUACAUCUGCCCUUGUUGUGAACAAGAGUUAUCAACAAGAAUUGCCUCAACAAAGACACUUUCUGAUACAGAAGACACCAAAACUACUCCUAAAAAAAUGUAUUAUCUGUCCUGUCAAUUCUGCAGAUGGAGUUCUAGAGAUGUAGGAAUACCUGACCAGUCAACUGUUACAGGAGGCUGGCCUGAGAGAGAAAAUGUACAUGCAAAUCAAUUACAAGAGCUUGUAGACAUGUACAAAGCUAUUGUGCUUGCACAAAAGCAACAGCAAGAGAAGGACAAGAAGAAACAACGUGGGAAGUAUUUGAGUUACACAGACAGAACAGGGGUUACUGCUGCAGCUCUUCGCAAACGCAUUGGGCUUCCAGCAGAAUUGACACACCCCCUUUUGAGAAGCAAACCAAAAGAACCUGAACCAGCAGUAGCUAAAACAGAGGUUGAAAAACUACCCAUAGAGUUAUUCACAGAGCCAAUCAAUCUUAUGGACAUAACAACUGUGGAUCAGAGGCUUCUACAACCUGAGGCUCAGCCUACAACUGUAGACAAGCUUUUUCCUGUUCAUAAACAGCUGUCUAUCAAGAGAACUCUGCGCUGUAAAUCCUGUGAACAUAAUGUGAGCAAGCCUGAAUACAACCCAAGCUCUGUAAAAUUCAAGAUCCAGCUAUUUGCUUAUUAUCAUAUUCCUGAGGUAAGAAUUGUAACUGUGGAACCUCUAAGAGCUGGACAAUCAUGUGAGCUGAUUUUGAAGUUCACAAAUCCAUCUCAACAUCAAACCACCAUAACUAUCUUGGAAUUGAAUUUAGAGCAGCAAGAAGUUGAAGAAGCUGAAGUGGCCCCUAGUUUUGAUAAUAUGGAAAAUUUGUCCUUACAAGAGAAACAACAGAUGUCUUUGCCAUCAAUGCUAAGUCAACCUAGCAGUUUGAUGAGCAUGUCAACAAGGUCUCCUACCAUCACUGUGAAACCCCGAAAAAUUUCCGAAAAUGUCAACUGUGAUGUAGAUGUGCCUUCCAGUACUUUCAUUUUGCCUCCUAGGGAUGAUGCAGCUGAAUAUGAUGACUCUGGAGACACUCACAACAUACAAGAUGAUACCAAGUUGGUGAAGUGGAGAAAAUCAAACAAAGCAUAUGUGAAACUCAAUGUAACUCCAAAGGAAGACCUGGGGUUGAAUUCUGAUGUUGUUUGUGGAUUUACUAUGCAACAUGUCUAUACUAAUACAAUCACAGGGCAAAUGGAUAAAAAAGAACCCCAAAAAUAUGACCACAAAGUGAAGGUUUUCUUGCAUCUUGGGAAAUUAGUAGGAUCUGAGUAG